AUGGUUCCCAGUACCGAUGCACGACGACAUGCUGAUAAGGACCUUAAGAAGCGUAUUGCGGGGGAUACGGCCAAGCUGAAAGGAAACAGCUUUUACGGCAAAAUGAUUGAAGACCUGGCAAGACACGCAAAUACUACGUUUACGAGGGAUGAAAAGGAGGUUGAUGCAGCCCUGCGAAGCCCGUACCAAGAAGAUCUUGAGGAGAUUGGAGAUGCAUACGACCUUAGAAAAAGCAAGUGUACUGUCGACAGAGCUUACCAGUGCGGCAUAGCCGUUUAUCAGCUCGCCAAACUCUGCAUGCUGGAAUUCUAUUUCGACUUCCUGGACAAGUACGUGGAUCGUCGAGGCUUUGAGUACAUUUACAUGGAAACCGACAGUGCGUAUUUUGCCAUCUCCGGAGAAGAGUUGAGGGAUGUCGUUUGUCCCGAACUGUUUGACGAGUAUGAUGAAGAUGUAAAAAACUGGCUCGUCACCGAUAAGUAUUAUAAGGUUAUUUAA
Molecule: messenger RNA, 498 nt
Organism: Hydractinia symbiolongicarpus
Lineage: Eukaryota; Metazoa; Cnidaria; Hydrozoa; Anthoathecata; Hydractiniidae
Exons: 1
Coding region: 1-498 (165 amino acids)
Source: RefSeq, a predicted model, not a curated record